AUAAAUUCAGCAAGAGCAGAGCAAUCAUCAGGUGAUAUGGUAGUGCAGGAAAAUGCAUCUCAUCAAGAUGAGGAAAAGUCACUUCUAGGGGAAAAACCAGAGUGGAAAUGUGAACAAGAUGCAACCAGAGCAGCCUGGCUCUACAAGUCCGAGUUACUUUCAAAGUAUGAGACCAGAAAGGCAGUAGUCCUGCAAAUGGACUUGCGGGAAAGUAUUGUGGAUCAACAGAGGUCACUUAUCUCCCUCUACAAAGCCCCAAAGGUAGAGUGGGUGGGCCCUGUCAGCUGCAAACUGGAAGGGGAUGUUGCUGUUGGAGAAGGGGUGAAGAGAUUCUUCUUCUCAAAGGCAGUUUCUCUAGUACAGUCUGGUUUGCAUUUGAAUUUUGGGAACACAGAUCUUACAAGACUGUUUGACGGUGAGCCAGAACACUUGACUCCAUCCACUUCUCAGACCUUGCUUGAGAGUGACAUGUUUUUGGUGGCAGGAAGAAUAAUGGGACAUUCAUUCAUUCAUGGUGGACCGUGUGUGUCUGGUAUAAGUCCUGCAAUCAUCCAUGUCCUUUUUGGUGGCUCACCUGAAACAGCUACAGAUCAGAUUGAGGAUUGCCCUGAUAUUGAUAUCCGCAGCACUAUUCAGCUGCUUGAUGGCACUGCUGAAUUAACAGAACUGGAACGAAGAAAUGUUCUCGAGCUAGCCCUGGCUUGGGACCUGCCAGGUGUCACACAAACCAAUAGAAAGUGGCUGUAUGAACGUCUGCUAUUCCACGCUGUCAUAACAUGAACAAGCCAUCAAGUCAAGCAGCUGAGGAAAGGGCUUAAGGAGACAAUCGUAUGGCCGCUUCUGACAGAAAGAUCAGACAUCAUUCCUCUUUUCUUACCAAGGGAAUCAGAGACUGCUCCCUGUUGUGAGUCUAUUCUAGAAAGGAUAGUGUGGCCUGCCACAGAAGAUGAAGCUGAGGAGGAAGAGGAAUGCUCUCUUGAGGAUAAAUGCAGAGUGGCAGGUUACCUUCGGUCCUUCAUUGAAAAUGCGUCUUGUGCACAACGAAAAGCCCUCAUCAAGUUUUGGACAGGAUGGGAAGUCUUGCUGAGAGAAAUGACUGUGGAAGUGGUCAACAGCACUCUUCCAAAGUCUUCCACCUGUUUUGAAGUUCUACGUCUUCCUGCACACUACUGUACCUAUGAGUCAUUUCUGAUGGGCAUUGAGGUGUGUCUCAACUCUGACUCAGGUUUUGGUCUGGUUUAGGAUUGAUUCCAUAACCACUUGGUAAGAUAAGACAAUUUUUUCUGUCUUGCAUUAGAUUACUGUACUCAGUGUUCAAAGAAAGUGACAAUUUACUGAGUUCUAGUUCCUUUAAUACACUUUAAAGUGGAAAAAAAUAGUACA
Molecule: messenger RNA, 1383 nt
Organism: Pelmatolapia mariae (spotted tilapia)
Lineage: Eukaryota; Metazoa; Chordata; Actinopteri; Cichliformes; Cichlidae
Exons: 9
Coding region: 37-780 (247 amino acids)
Molecular function (GO): ubiquitin-protein transferase activity
Source: RefSeq, a predicted model, not a curated record